GUAUGACACUGCUAAAAACACUAUUUUAACGCCGAAGAAGGUUCUUCACGAUGGGAACUGGUCUUUUUUGGAAGUUUUUGAUAAUAGAGAUUUUCUUUAUUUCGUGUACAAAAUGUCAAGGUAGACGUGUUAUUAGACUACGUAACGGAACAACGCACUUAGAGGGACGUGUUGAGUUAUUUCACAAUGGAAUAUGGGGUACGAUCUGUGAUGAUGGCCUAGGUACGGACUUUGCCAAGGUCGUGUGUCGGCAGCUCGGAUUUCCUACUGACAAUGUGGAAGUACGUACGAGUGCCUUUUUCGGUGCAGGUAGUGAUCCGAUUUGGCUGGACGAUGUCACUUGUCAAGGAGACGAGGCUUCGAUCGACGCGUGUACGUUCAGACCAUGGGGACAACACAACUGCGGACAUCACGAAGAUGUCGGAGUAACAUGCGCACAUGCUAUUAGACUUCGUGACGGAACAACACCCUUAGAGGGUCGUGUUGAAGUAUUUCAUAAUGGAACAUGGGGUACUAUCUGUGAUGAUGGCCUAGAUGGCCUAGUUAUUGUAACAACAUUUGCCAAGGUCGUGUGUCGACAGCUCGGAUAUGCUACUUACAUUGUGCAAGUACGAGCGAGUGCCUUUUUCGGUCCAGGUAGUGGUCCGAUUUGGCUGGACGAUGUCACUUGUCGAGGAGACGAGCCUUCGGUCGACGCGUGCACGUUCAGACCAUGGGGACAGCACAACUGCGGACAUGGCGAAGAUGUCGGAGUAACAUGCACAAGUGCUAUAAGACUACGUAACGGUACAACGCACGAGGGUCGUGUUGAAGUAUUUCACAAUGGAGCAUGGGGUACUGUCUGUGAUGAUGGCAUAAAUACAAACUUUGCCAAGGUCGUGUGUCGACAGCUCGGAUAUCCUACUGACAAUGCGGAAGUACGUACGAGUGCCUUUUUCGGUGCAGGUAGUGGGUACCCGAUUUGGAUGGACGAUGUCACUUGUCAAGGACACGAGCCUUCGAUCGACGCGUGUACGUUCAGUGCAUGGGGACAACACGACUGCGGACAUCACGAAGAUGUCGGAGUUAUAUGUAAUGAUUGUGGCUCCGUACCAGCGGUACCACACAGCACGUAUACAGCCCCCACAAACAAACUCCUCGGUGCACGUGUAACGUACUCGUGUAAUUCUGGAUAUACGUCGUCAGGCGCAGUGAGCAUUUCAUGCUCGACAAGCGGUUGGACCACACCACCAGUCUGUCAUUGGGAUUGUGGCACGGUACCAGCGGUGCCACACAGCACGUAUACAGUCCCAACAAACACAUUCCUCGGUGCAUAUGUAAGGUACUCGUGUAAUUCUGGAUAUACGUCGUCGGGUGCAGAGAUUAUUUCAUGCUCGACAAGCGGUUGGACAACACCACCAGUCUGUCGUUUGGGCAUUAGACUACGUAACGGUACAAUGCACGAGGGUCGUGUUGAAGUAUUUCACAAUGGAGCAUGGGGUACUGUCUGUGAUGAUGGCAUAAAUACAAACUUUGCCAAGGUCGUGUGUCGACAGCUCGGAUAUCCUACUGACAAUGCGGAAGUACGUACGAGUGCCUUUUUCGGAGCAGGUAGUGACCCGAUUUGGCUGGACGAGGUCACUUGUCAAGGAGACGAGCCUUCGAUCGACGCGUGCACGUUCAGACCAUGGGGACAACACAACUGCGGACAUAACAAAGAUGUCGGAGUUAUAUGUAAUGAUUGUGGCUCCGUACCAGCGGUACCACACAGCACGUAUACAGCCCCCACAAACAAACUCCUCGGUGCACGUGUAACGUACUCGUGUAAUUCUGGAUAUACGUCGUCAGGCACAGUGAGCAUUUUAUGCUCGACAAGCGGUUGGACCACACCACCAGUCUGUCAUUGGGAUUGUGGCACGGUACCAGCAGUGUCGUACAGCACGUAUACGGCCCCAACAAACACACUCCUCGGUGCACGUGUAACGUACUCGUGUAAUUCUGGAUACACGGCGUUGGGUGCAGUGAUCAUUUCAUGCUCCACAAGCGGUUGGACCUCACCACCAGUCUGUCAUAAAGAUUGUGGCACUGUACCAGUGGUUCCACACAGCACAUAUACAGCCCCCACUAACACAUUCCUCGGUGCACGUGUAACGUUCUCAUGUAAUUCUGGAUAUACGUCGUCGGGUGCAAUGACCAUAUAUUGCCAGACAAGCGGUUGGACCACACCACCAGUCUGUCAUUGGGAUUGUGGCACCGUACCAGCAGUACCACACAGCACGUAUACAGCUCCCAUAAACACACUCCUCGGUGCACAUGUAACGUACUCGUGUAAUUCUGGAUACACGUCGUCGGGUGCAGUGAUCAUUUCAUGCUCGACAAGCGGUUGGACCACACCACCAGUCUGUCAUUGGGAUUGUGGCACGGUACCAGCAGUGUCGUACAGCACGUAUACAACCCCAACAAACACACUCCUCGGUGCACGUGUAACGUACUCGUGUAAUUCUGGAUAUACGGCGUCGGGUGCAGUGAUCAUUUCAUGCUCGACAAGCGGUUGGACCUCACCACCAGUCUGUCAUAAAGAUUGUGGCACUGUACCAGCGGUUCCACACAGCACAUAUACAGCCCCCACUAACACAUUUCUCGGUGCACAUGUAACGUUCUCAUGUAAUUCUGGAUAUACGUCGUCGGGUGCAAUGACCAUAUAUUGCCGGACAAGCGGUUGGACCACACCACCAGUCUGUCAUUGGGAUUGUGGCACCGUACCAGCAGUACCACACAGCAAGUAUACUGCUCCCAUAAACACACUCCUCGGUGCACAUGUAACGUACUCGUGUAAUUCUGGAUACACGUCGUCGGGUGCAGUGAUCAUUUCAUGCUCGACAAGCGGUUGGACCACACCACCAGUCUGUCAUUGGGAUUGUGGCACGGUACCAGCAGUGUCGUACAGCACGUAUACAGCCCCAACAAACACACUCCUCGGUGCACGUGUAACGUACUCGUGUAAUUCUGGAUAUACGGCGUCGGGUGCAGUGAUCAUUUCAUGCUCGACAAGCGGUUGGACCUCACCACCAGUCUGUCAUAAAGAUUGUGGCACCGUACCAGCGGUUCCACACAGCACAUAUACAGCCCCCACUAACACAUUUCUCGGUGCACGUGUAACGUUCUCAUGUAAUUCUGGAUAUACGUCGACGGGUGCAGAAACCAUUUCAUGCUCGACAAGUGGUUGGACCACACCACCAGUCUGCCAUUGGGAUUGUGGCACCGUACCAGCAGUUCCACACAGCACGUAUAUAGCCCCAACAAACACACUUCUCGGUGUUCGUGUAACCUACUCGUGUAAUUCUGGAUACACGUCGUCGGAUGCAGUGAUCAUUUCAUGUUCGACAAGCGGUUGGACCACACCACCAGUCUGUCAUUGGGAUUGUGGCAAUGUACCAGUUGUACAACAUAGCACGUACACAGCCCCCACAAACACACUCCUAGGUGCGCGUGUAACGUACUCGUGUAAUUCUGGAUAUACGGCGUCGGGUGCAGAGAUUAUUUUAUGCUCGACAAGCGGUUGGACCACACCACCGUACUGCCAUCCAGUAACCUGCUCUGUACCGGACGUAGAGGAUGCUUCGAAAGAUUCGGGGGCAACGAUUGUUUACAACACGACUGUUACGUACACGUGUGCAGAAAGUUACAUUGUAACAAAUGGCAGUUUAGUAAGGACAUGUCAAGCUGACGGCCAAUUGGAUGGUACUUCCCCAACUUGUACUCCAGGAACACGAGCUAUUAGAUUAACUAACGGUACAACUCAAUUAGAGGGUCGUGUUGAAGUAGUACACAAUGGAACAUGGGGUACGAUCUGUGAUGAUGGAACAAAUACAAACUUUGCCAAGGUCGUGUGUCGACAGCUAGGAUAUGCUACUGAUAGUGUGGCAUUACGUACGAAUGCCUAUUUCGGUGCAGGUAGUGAUCCGAUUUGGCUGGAGGAUGUCACUUGUCAAGGAGACGAGCCUUCGAUCGACGCGUGCUCGUUCAGUGUAUGGGGACAACACAACUGCGGACAUAACGAAGAUGUCGGAGUAUUAUUGACAGUGUGGCAUUACGCACGGUUGCUGAUUUCGGUGCAGGUAGUGGCCCGAUUUGGCUGGACGAUGUCACUUGUCAAGGAGACGAGGCUUCGAUCGACGCGUGUACGUUCAGUGCAUGGGGACAGCAGAACUGCGGGCAUAGCGAAGAUGUCGGAGUUAAUUGUAAUGUAACCUGCCCUGUACUGAACGUAGAUGACACUUCCAAUGAUUCUGGAGGAACGAUUUUUUACAACACGACAAUAACGUACACAUGUGCAGGAGGCUACAUCCAUACAAAUGGCAAUUUAGGUAGGACAUGUCAAG
Messenger RNA from Mya arenaria, 4361 nucleotides. Its product is annotated as deleted in malignant brain tumors 1 protein-like. NCBI's taxonomy places the organism in Eukaryota, Metazoa, Mollusca, Bivalvia, Myida, Myidae. The record is from RefSeq and is a predicted model, not a curated record. Bases 51 to 4229 code for a protein of 1392 amino acids. The transcript has 27 exons. Gene Ontology annotation, cellular component: membrane.